CGCGACCGUUAACUUUUUUUGCUUUGUUAUUGUGGAUGAUCAAUUGGGCAGAGGUUCUUGGGGGCAUGGGGCGUGGGGAUUGCGGCUCAAAACUUUCGUCAUGGGCCAGCCAGCCGAGCCGAGAACUUUUGGCACCCAAACCCGAACCCAAAACCACACCUGUCAUCGCCACCACCACCGCUAUCAUCGCCCUCCACCACCACCAUCACCACCACCGCCCCGACUGAAGCACCACCACACCCUACACUACGAAACAAAAAAAAAAGAUGACACCUCUCUUCCGCCCCACUCUCCUCGCGCGGACAACGCGCGCCCUCCUCCGGCCAACCAUCUCCCCGAUCACUCCGCCAGUGUACGUUGCGCUGCGCCGACUGAGCGAUGACACGAAGCGGACGAUCGAGGGCGUGCUGUCGACGGCGCCGGUGGUGCUGUUCAUGAAGGGCACUCCGGAAGCACCGCAGUGCGGGUUCUCACGCGCGUCCGUGCAGAUCCUGGGACUGCAGGGCGUUGAUCCCGAGAAGUUCAGCGCGUUCAAUGUGCUCGAGGAUGAGGAGGUGCGACAGGGCAUAAAGGAGUUCGCGAACUGGCCUACGAUCCCGCAGCUGUACAUCAACAAGGAGUUCGUGGGCGGCUGCGACAUCCUUGUGGCGAUGCACCAGAGCGGCGAGCUGGCGGAGAUGCUGGAGAAAGAGGGCGUGCUGGUCCCACCGGAGGAGGGCGAGCAGAAAUAGAAGUAAAAGUAAAAAUCACACAAUACACAUGGGCGAUGCGUUGGGGAUGCAAGCAAGCAAAAAAAGAAUCAAGAAUCGGAAGAAUCGAUUGCUGUGGAGUGGAGUGGGGAUGUGUAAACCGUACACCGCACUUAGAGGAAUUGCAUGGUCC
Messenger RNA from Tricharina praecox, 882 nucleotides. Its product is annotated as thioredoxin-like protein. Lineage: Eukaryota; Fungi; Ascomycota; Pezizomycetes; Pezizales; Pyronemataceae. The transcript is spliced from 3 exons. The record is from RefSeq and is a predicted model, not a curated record. The coding region runs from base 267 to 731 and encodes 154 amino acids.